AUGCCUCACUACCGAGACUUUGCGGACGAGUGGCCAGAAUAUGCAGAUGAGUGGUCGGAUGUUGACGAGUCCGUCAGGAAGAAACGCAAAAUAGAAGAGAAAUCUCGGCAUGAGAGAACUCCAGCUCCAAUGCCAGAGGAACCAAUUGCCGCAGGCGGAGACCGGUCUUCCACUACAGCCAGCGCAAAUGAACUCUCGGGCCUACCUACGUCCUCCUACAAAUCAUCGGUGACAAGUGACCCUACGUCACUCAAUGGCAUGUUACUAGAAGGAUUGAGUGAAUAUGCUGGAGGUGGGAAGCACAAACAAGAACGGAGAAGAGAUAACCCGCCCGAAUGGAUUGAAAUAUCAGACGAUGAGGACGAUGUUGCGGUCAAAGAAGAACCGACACAGUCCAAUAUAGAAGCCGAUCUCGACCACCAGCCGCUCGCGUCGGACACGUCCUACCCGGAUGCAUCUCUCAUGGCUCUUUACCCGAGUUCGGGUCGUCGGGGCCCAGGACGACCAGCUUUUUUUCCCUUUGAUCCUGCAGGACCUACUGUGUGCAUCGUUUGUCACCAGAGUUUCGCCCACAGAUGCUCCAUGCUGCGGCACUACAAAAAAGCCCAUCCCCGGCGACAUGGUUUGUGUACCACUUGUGGGUUGCAAUUUGAUCGUCGCAGUAGGUUGGAAAGCCACCUCCGAGUCUGUGGCCCGAUUACCGAACGGACCGAGUCCACGCUCGUCAUACCGGAACCCUAUGAGAAGAUGCCUCGGAUGUUGGAGGCACAAUGUCCAUGA
Molecule: messenger RNA, 780 nt
Organism: Exophiala viscosa
Lineage: Eukaryota; Fungi; Ascomycota; Eurotiomycetes; Chaetothyriales; Herpotrichiellaceae
Exons: 1
Coding region: 1-780 (259 amino acids)
Source: RefSeq, a predicted model, not a curated record